Molecule: messenger RNA, 697 nt
Organism: Trematosphaeria pertusa
Lineage: Eukaryota; Fungi; Ascomycota; Dothideomycetes; Pleosporales; Trematosphaeriaceae
Exons: 8
Coding region: 1-564 (187 amino acids)
Source: RefSeq, a predicted model, not a curated record
AUGAAGAUCAUCCUCCUCGCUCUGUUGGCCGCCGGCGCCUUUGCCGUCCCAGUGGCUCAGGUUGAGCCCACGGGUGCUGUCCCAUCCCGCGGCCCAAGGCCGUCCGGAAGCCGCCCUGCCCACUCCGAGAGGCCGCGCCCGACCGGCCUUCCUAGCGGUCUUCCUAUGCCCACUGGGGCACGCCCCAGCGGUGGACGUCCAAGCGGUGGAGCUCGCCCGAGCGGUGAACCUCGCCCUUCUCACUCGCGCGUUCGCCCAUCCGGCCUUCCGGUCCCGACUGGAGAGCCCGAGGAUAUUGAAGAGCGCCAGGAGCCUACUCGCAGCAGGCCCGCCUUCACGGGUCUCCCGUCCGGUUUCCCUACCGAUCUUCCAUCGGGAUUCCCCACCGGUGGCUUCAGCCGUGGUCCUCGCCCUACUGGCCUCCCCUCCGGUCUCCCCUCCGGCGGUUUCAGCCGUGGCCCUCGCCCAACUGGCAGCUUCUCCCGCGGUCCUCGUCCCAGUGGUGGCUUCCCCGGUUCUGGCACGCCGCCUAUGCCCACCGGUACUCCGGAUGACGAGGAGUAGAUCAACGCGACUCAACUGUAUGUAGGAGAGCACCUUCGCUCACGCUGGGGUGUUGACUGCUUGCGUUCUGGAUGUCUUUUCUCUGGGGAUAGGAGAUUUGGAGAUGUAGUCAUUCGUUUAUCUUGCAGAGCUG